This is a messenger RNA of Cetraspora pellucida, 132 nucleotides long. The record is from the annotation of a GenBank genome assembly. NCBI's taxonomy places the organism in Eukaryota, Fungi, Glomeromycota, Glomeromycetes, Diversisporales, Gigasporaceae.
AUGGAAAAUGUUGAGGGACAAGACAGCUCUCUUAUAGUGGUUAGAAAACUAUCAGUAGGUGAUGCUGUUAAGAGUGAUGGUCUUAAGGAUCAUGAUAUUGAUUUAGUGAUGUCUAAGUCAUUAGAUUCAUAA